UUAACCGGUGCACUAAAUAGAGAGAAUAGAACGCGCAAAAAUAUAUCUAAGUGCUAACUGAAGUAUGCAGUCGAAAGAAACGAAAAUAGUUUUAUUUGUUUUAUUUUUUGCUUGUUAUAUUAUGAUUAGUGGAGCCUCCUUUUCUAUAUGCAAGUGUCCUAAGUCGGUACAUCCCAUUUGUGGAUCGGAUGGAGUGACGUACGGCAGCAUGUGCCUGUUAGAAUGCGUAUCCCGCGCACCUGGAGGAAUUGAGUUCUUAAGAGCAGAACACAUAGGAUUCUGCAAACUAAAUCCCCGUGGCGGAAGGCUAGACAGCAUGGAACCAGACUACUAUGGAAAAGAUAGAUUUGAUGAAGAUUCAAGCAGGGAUUUCCAAUACAUGGACUAUGUUGAAACUCCUUUGGGUUCGAUGGGAGCAAAACCUCAAGUCCAUGAAACGAGACCUUUUGCAACGUUUGUCUCGCAACGCUACGAUGGGCUAUGAAAAUAGAAUGGCGCGCAUGCGCAUACCGGUAUUACAAUCAGCUGUCAGUGACCGGCAUCUCAUAUAUUAUUGUAUACUGUGUAUUCAAUAAACUGUAGUGCUAAAUUAAUGUUUUGUUU
This is a messenger RNA of Agrilus planipennis (emerald ash borer), 603 nucleotides long. RefSeq lists its product as uncharacterized. The transcript is spliced from 2 exons. Gene Ontology annotation, molecular function: protein binding. Lineage: Eukaryota; Metazoa; Arthropoda; Insecta; Coleoptera; Buprestidae. The coding region runs from base 65 to 484 and encodes 139 amino acids. The record is from RefSeq and is a predicted model, not a curated record.